Messenger RNA from Dreissena polymorpha, 3059 nucleotides. RefSeq lists its product as uncharacterized. The record is from RefSeq and is a predicted model, not a curated record. Gene Ontology annotation, molecular function: zinc ion binding; translation repressor activity; ubiquitin protein ligase activity. Gene Ontology annotation, biological process: proteasome-mediated ubiquitin-dependent protein catabolic process; negative regulation of translation; protein polyubiquitination. NCBI's taxonomy places the organism in Eukaryota, Metazoa, Mollusca, Bivalvia, Myida, Dreissenidae. Bases 124 to 1917 code for a protein of 597 amino acids. The transcript has 3 exons.
AAAUGUUUAUCAGUAAACUGUACAGUCCAAAGUAAUAUAUAAGUUGAUUUAAGCCACCAGCUGAAGGGGUGUAAUUUAAGCAGUAUUAGAUUUUUAAAGAAUAUUUAUAAUAAAGUUAUCAAUAUGGCUACGCUUUCUCAAUCAACUGUGGGUAAAGGCUCUGAUUCAUUUACAGACUUUUGUUGUUCACCGUGUCUAGAGCACAAAAUUGACCAGUUGGCAGAAUUUUACUGUGAUAACUGUAUUAAAUUUUAUUGUGCAAAAUGUAUAAACCUGCAUGGGCAGUUGUUUGGAAAACAUGUGACAUAUGGAAGGGGAUACAUAAGUAAGUGGCCAUUGUCCAAGGAAGUAGAGGAUUUUCUUCAGAAAUGUGACCUUCAUGAAGACAAACGGCUAAAAAUGUUUUGCAAUGACCACAGUCAGCUGUGCUGCACUAAUUGUGCUUUUCUCAAUCACAGACAAUGUGCUAAAGUAGCGCUGAUAUCUGAGUCAGUCACAGGAUCUCCACCAGACUUGCAGCAACUAUCAAGAAAGAUUCAAAGUGUUCUUGUAGAACUGAAGAAACUUCAGCAUUAUUGGGACACCAACAUGCAGUCUUUGCAGGUUUCUUACAACAAACAACUACAUGAAAUACGGGACUCACGCCAGGAAAUAAAUACAAUUUUAGACGAGAUUGAAAAGAAUACCAUACAAGAGCUAGAUGGAAAGAUGACGAGUCUGAGAGCUUCUGUCAAGACAAACGUGGACAAUUGCAGCAAGCUUCAAAAUGAACUGAAACGACUCAGUGAUACAAUACAUGACAUUGUUGAUAAGGGCAAAGCAGAACUCUCAUUUAUUGCAAGUAAGAAAUGUCUGGAAAAAAUUAAUCAGUCUGAAACUUAUCUGACAGAGAAUUUAGUUCAGGUAGAAAGUUCACUGAUAUUCCAGGCCGAUAAUGAUGUUCAACAGCACUUGUCUAAAUUGUCUGGUCUGGGGAGGAUUGUGGUAUGUACUCAGGCUGUGCCUCUGCAUGAUGACCCAGACCAGGUAUUAGCUGUGCAAGGAAAGUCAGAGUACGAUGUGAGCAUACCAAGUGAUUCACAGAAGACUUAUGAUAUAUGUGCAAUCUGUGUCCUCUCAAAUGAUCAGAUCCUUGUGGCAGAUUAUAAGAAUAAAAGAGUUAAGCUACUAGAUCAUCAAUACCAGGUUGUGGGACAUAGUGAUUUCUUUGUACUUGAUCAUCAAUACCAGGUGGUGGGACAUUGUGAUUUUACUGCUGAGCCACAUGACAUGUGUCAAACCACACACAGUGAAGUUGCUGUUGCUGUGACUGACUAUAUUAAGACGCAUGAGGUCCAGUUUGUCUCGGUGAAUGACGGGCGGCUGGUUAAGGGCAGGAAGUUACAAUUUCAACAUCAAUGUAGUGGAAUUGCUCACAAUCUGCAAGAACUGUAUCUCACUUCUGGUACUGCACUUUACAAGUAUUCAAUGAAUGGAGCCCUGUUAAACAAACUGUAUGAGGCUGGAUCAUCUGACUCCACAGUGAAUAAGUGUGCAGUGAGUCCGUCAGGUGACAAGAUAUUUGUCACCCACUUCUCCCCCAGCAAGGUCAGAGAUGGCACAGUUCUCCACACCAGCAAGGUUCUCACCCUGGCCAGAGAUGGCACAGUUCUCCACACCUUCACAGACCCAGACCUACAGGACCCAUUUGGUAUACAUGUUACAGCUCAGGGACAGGUGCUGGUCUGUGCACGUUCGUCAGAUACUAUCCUACAGCUGGAUGGUGAAGGCAAGAAGAAGCUGGCCACUCUUGCUACCAGGAGUGAUGGACUUCGUGGCCCACAGUCAGUAUUCUACAACAGGAGAAGUGCAUCUAUCAUUGUGGGUCAAAACAAUCAUAUAAAUGCAAACAUAUUGCUCGUGUUUAAAGUAAAAUAGUUUUGUUUCACAAUAUGAUGCACAAACAGUUUGGAACAUUUACUUUCAACAUGAAUGCUUUGCAAAACUAAACUUGUAUUCAGUGGUAUGUUUCAUAUCAUUAUUCACAUGGAUGAUUUAUUUUGUUGUAUUUUCAUAAUAAAAUUCUUUGCUGCAUGCAUCUUUUAUGAAGUGUUGUUUAUUUUAUGUAUAUACAUCUUUAUUAUGCUCCCACAAAAUUUAUUUUGGGGGGAGCAUAUAGUCGCUGGUUCGUCUGUCCGUCCGUCUGUGUGUCCCUCCGUCCGUCCUUGCACAAUUUUUGUUCUGGCUAUUUCUCAGCAACUAAUGACCGGAAUUCAAUGAAACUUUAUGGGAAGCUUCACUACCAAGAGGAGAUGUGCAUAGUAUCAGCGGGUUCUGGUCGGAUGAUUUCUUUACAGAGUUAUGGCCCUUUGAAAUUUUCUAUAAAAAAAUUAUUGUCCCCCCCAACUACUGUGCCCUCAAGACGUUUCCUUUUAUCUGAAUAUAUACUACAAAAAAAACUUUGGGGAGCAUCACCCGUCUCGGAAUUCUGCCUGGAUGAUUUAUUGUUUUGCCACUAAUUUUAAAAGCAAGCUAUCAUCUGUGUCACAAAAUCAAUUGGAUGGCUCCGAUUAUUAUUUUUCAUUUGAUUGUUCAUAAAUUCUGGUUGCUAUGGCAACAAAUAUAUUAAAAAAUUUUUUUUACUGACAAUGGUGGAGUUUCACCGGUAGGGGACCAUAUUGCUUGGCAAUCUCUUGCGUUUCAUUUGAUUGUACAUAAUAUGUGUAUUGUAAUAUUGAUUUAUAUCUUAGAAAUAAAGAAGAUGUAAAUAUAUAUAUAUAUAUGACUUACUUGUUGUCAUUUGUAAUGUUUUAAAACAUGUUUGUGUGAUUGUUGUGCAAAGUAAAAUUAAUUGAAGGAUGAAGUUUAGGAGAGAUGGUUUUACAUUUUCAUUUUAUUAACCAGGUUUUCCGAAGGAAAAAACUGGUUAUUAGAUUGGCGAAUGCGGGCGGGCUGGCUGGCUGGCUGGCGGGCUGGCGGAAUAAGCUUGUCCGGGCCAUAACUAUGUCGUUCAUUGUCAGAUUUUAAAAUCAUUUGGCACAUUUGUUCACCAUCAUUGGACGGUGUGUCGCGCGAAAUAA